UAUAGUUUUCGCGUUGUCCCAUCAACGCAAUAUGAUAAAGUGCAUGUCACGUGUGAUUAAUGUCGGGAGUACCGUGUAAAGUGCCGCGCGAUUAUAGUAUUUUGCUGAAUAAUACGUGUGCGGUCGUAAUUACUUGUGUUUUCGCGAUUAAAUGGCAUGAAGAAAUAGCAAGAGAUGAACAAGAAAGAAGAAGAAGGAGAAGGAGGUCCGGGAAGGCAUCAGGCGACGGCGAAGUAACCAGAGAUCAUCUUUGUGUACAACUCCGCCGUUGCGCAUCGUAUCGACACGCACCACGAUGCACGUACGCCAAACUUCACGCCGCGAACCUGCGGAAAUGCGCAUUCGAAAUUCGAAUGACGUCGAGAUUCGAGUAAUCGACGCAAAAUGAG
This is a messenger RNA of Cataglyphis hispanica, 389 nucleotides long. RefSeq lists its product as uncharacterized. The transcript is spliced from 3 exons. Lineage: Eukaryota; Metazoa; Arthropoda; Insecta; Hymenoptera; Formicidae. The record is from RefSeq and is a predicted model, not a curated record. Bases 60 to 374 code for a protein of 104 amino acids.